CUCCUGGACGACGUAUACAAUGACGUCAAAAAUGGGAAAUCGAAACUGACAUGGAUUUCCCGAGUAAUGUUCAACAGGUGAUCUAAAGGCACAGUCUGUUGAAUAAAGUCGGGUGUUAACGCAGUACUGAAGCGAUCCUGUCUCACAGUCCUGACAUCUGAAGAGUUCGCUGAGAAAUACAAGAGGCCACAGAACACUGUCGAUGUUACACGGUACAUUGAUGGUUUAGUGUGUUGUGUAGUCUGUUUGCAACAUCAUGACCCAUCCAAAACCGCUCUUCGUGCCCUGGUUGUGCCAACAAAUCCAAAGUGGAAGAUAUCCUGGAGUGUGUUGGACCAAUGAAGAACUUCAGCAGUUUAGCAUUCCCUGGAAGCAUGCUUUGAGACAGGACUCCAACAGUGAUGAUGUCCUCAUAUUCAAGGCAUGGGCUCAGACUAGCGCUGCUGGAGACGGCAGGAUAAAUGGAGACCACUCUGUUUGGAAGAGAAACUUCCGUAGCGCUCUUCGUGCUAAAGGCUUCAAGAUGAUAUUUGACAACAAGAACGAUGCUGCUAAUCCGCAUAAAGUGUAUCAGUUUCCAUCUGAAGGUCUUUCUGCAGGAUCGGAAGGGUCUCAAGAGACCGAUUUCUCUCCAGAUGUGGAGGAGGAAAACGUGUUCUCUACAAACCCACCCCAAGGUUUAGAGGGACAUUUCACUGGACUAAACCUGCAGGAAAGUCCCUUACAAGUCUAUGAAGUUUGGAAUCCAGAUCAGUUCUAUUUGGGGAUUGAGGAACAAGGACUCCUCCAAGAAAUGAAUCCAUGCACAGAACCCCAGUUUACUCAGAUGACCCAUUUUCAAAAUGUGGACACUGACGGACCCUUCUCUUCAGCUGGGGGUGCUGUUGGUGGUUUGGGGCAGAUUUCACCCACUGAGGGGACGACGGCUGUGAAUCAUCAUUCUCCAGCAUAUCAGCAGCCGGUGGUGUGUCAACCACAUGGUGAAGGUGAUCAGGCUGCAGUUCCUGAACCAAAACUGGAGACAUUUUUCCAGAUUAAGGUUUAUUACAAAGGGAAGAUGGUGUUGGAACAGUUGGUGGAGAAUGAUGCUGGAUUCAGACUGAUGUAUCAGGGAAACAUGGAUGAGUCCAGUGCUGAUCUACCAGUGGUGAAACUACCUUGUCCAGAAGAUAUCCUGGAUCAGAUCCAGGCCAAGCAUACGAAUGAUAUUCUGGAAAAUCUGGGCGGUCUGGAGAUCAGGAGAUUGGAUAGUGUGGUUUAUGGCCACCGCUGGGGAUCCAGCAGGAUCUACUGGGGUCUAUGCAAACAUGAACAAAGCCAAACGGCCAGAGAGCUCUCCAAAAACACACCUGAACCCGUCUACUUCUUCAGAAAUUAUAUAUCAGGUUUGAUGGAGUUUAUGCAGCAGACAAGCAGCGAAUCUCCUUCUUACUCUCUUUACUUCUUUCUGGGAGAGAAGUGGCCAGACCCCAAAAUGAAACCAUGGGAGAAGAAACUCAUCAUGAUAGAGGUUAUUCUGACUUCACUGGAGUAUUUUAAGAUGAUGGCUGUUGCAAAUGGGGCGUCUUCACUGCAGUCGGUGGAGCUACAGCUCUCUCUGGAGCAAAUGAUGGAGUUGUGUGACACCAAGUGACCAAGUGGAAAGACUCGACUGAAAAUGGACUGAAAUUACUUCUUAAACAGUUUACUUAGUGGUGACUCAAUGGUUAACUGUAUUUAUUCAAAGUGUGUGGAGGUUAUAUUGCUGGGCAGAAUUUCGGUAAUGGUACAAAAGAAUAAUAAGUGAUACGGUAGAAAAAAAUACAAGUUUACAAGGGGAGUCGUAAUUUUAAAUUGGAGGAUUUCAUAUAAGUUGUGUGCUAUACUUAAAAGAACAAGAAAAAAUCAUUUCAAAAAUGCUAAAAAAGAGUGUUUUUUACACUACUAAAGUUCUCAUAACACAGUAUUGUCAGAUUAAAUGAUGUCUUUUCACAAUAUGUUCUUCAAUUAGAUCUUCAAUCUGAACUGAACAUGAAAUGUUAAUUUCUUCUUAUUUUGUUUUUUCAACGGACUUGAACUGGGUAUAAAGAGGUUUACACUUAGAGGCCAUUUACACAACACCAGUUUCGACUAAAAACUGAAAACUUUUUAUGCGUUUUGGCCUUUAAUUUACACGACAACUGCGUUUUGGGGGCCUGAAAAUGAAAACUUUUAAAAAAGGGUUUCAAAGUGCAAGUUUUUGAGAACUAUACCAUUAUCACCUUCCUGUAAACUACACAAAUGUAAAUUUGUGAAAACAGUGACGUCAUGCGCAUGAGUAUUACAUGUUCAGUCUAUAGGCGCGUAGAGUUUCUUUACAAAGUGACAUCGCCAACUACUGGCCUGGCAGCAGAAUACAGAUUUUUUAGUCGUCUUCGUGGAUCCGUGUGAAUCGGGAUCAUUUUGAUAAAAUUGUCAUCUUCGCACAAAAAUGUAAAAGACAAUAUUUCAGUUUUUUGUACAUCGAUGUUGUGUAAAUGUGCCCUUAGUAUCAUGGUUUCCAGUCAUGUAAAACCUGGAAAUGUCUUGUGUUUUCUAAGCUUGGAGAAAUCAUGCAAAUUAAUAAAAUUUUAAAAGUCACAGAAAA
This is a messenger RNA of Ctenopharyngodon idella (grass carp), 2605 nucleotides long. It is a transcript of the gene irf3, whose product is annotated as interferon regulatory factor 3. Gene Ontology annotation, molecular function: DNA-binding transcription factor activity, RNA polymerase II-specific; RNA polymerase II cis-regulatory region sequence-specific DNA binding; protein binding. The record is from RefSeq and is a predicted model, not a curated record. The transcript is spliced from 11 exons. Lineage: Eukaryota; Metazoa; Chordata; Actinopteri; Cypriniformes; Xenocyprididae. Gene Ontology annotation, cellular component: nucleus. The coding region runs from base 257 to 1633 and encodes 458 amino acids. Gene Ontology annotation, biological process: immune system process; regulation of transcription by RNA polymerase II.